Tupaia belangeri chinensis (Chinese tree shrew) is the source of this 4200-nucleotide messenger RNA. RefSeq names its product ciliary neurotrophic factor (gene CNTF). Gene Ontology annotation, molecular function: ciliary neurotrophic factor receptor binding; growth factor activity; cytokine activity. The transcript is spliced from 2 exons. Gene Ontology annotation, cellular component: axon. Bases 1620 to 2219 code for a protein of 199 amino acids. The record is from RefSeq and is a predicted model, not a curated record. Lineage: Eukaryota; Metazoa; Chordata; Mammalia; Scandentia; Tupaiidae. Gene Ontology annotation, biological process: positive regulation of tyrosine phosphorylation of STAT protein; negative regulation of neuron apoptotic process; ciliary neurotrophic factor-mediated signaling pathway.
UGAGUAAACCAAGUAGGGUACGUUAUUGUUUGCCAUCAUUGAGAAUCACCAGGUGGUCAGCUUUUGGGACUCAGUUUAGUUCUUGAUUUUCUAAUGCUGAAAUGCCACAUGCUUCUGGUAUUUCUAUUAGGAAAAGUGGCUGUUUAAUCCAGUAGAGGAAACGUUAAGGAAGUGCUGUGAGGUUAAUUCCCUUCGACAAUGGCAAAAGCCUUGAUAGCAUUUAAUGAGUGCUUCUUGACAAAACUCAUUGUCCAUAUCAAGUACUAAUUUUAAAAGAAAACACGAUUAAUCUUUCUGCUUUCUUUAAAGUCCUAUUGUGAUAGCAGUAGCCUCAUUUGUUUUUCCCUUGCAUUCCUCGUUUAUUGUUUCCUUAUGUAAAUUUGCUCCUGAAAUGGCAUGUGCUUCAAGUUUACAAUAUUUAUGAUAUGAACUAGUGAAAGCUAAUUGAUUUGAGAAUGAAACCUACAACUCUUAUCCAAUCCGAUGAAUGUCAUUUUCUGAAGUAACUGUAAAAGAAUUGACAACUCUUUAAGCACCUUUUAAGUUUUAUGCCCUUUUCAAAACUCCACUUAUUCUUUAUUUUGUUAAGUAUGUGAUAUGACCAGGAUAGGGAAGAAAAAAAUAUUUGUCACGUGAGUGUGACUGCCUUAGCAGUGUUACCAAGUUAGAUUGGGUGUUUCCUGACCUUGGAAAAGAACAGUGACUUCCUAAACAGUAACUUCCUCAUUGUGUAGCUACCAUGAAAGCACCAUGAUUGUGAUAGAAUGUUUCCUUGAUUGUUUUUUAAUCAAAUAUAAUUAAAUUACCUUUUAAAAAAUACUUAAAAAUAUAGGAGUGAAAAGAUGUUGUAUUUUUUAAAGGACCUAGUUCAUACAAACCUUUGUUUCUUGAACAAAAUGUGAACUACCUAAAGAAAGCAUGAUUUUGGAAACCCAGCAGGAGAAACAAUUAUAGAAUCAAAGACCUGUGUUUAAAUUUGAGCCUACCUACUGGAUUGUGUGCACAUGAUUUAACUUACUUAAGCACCAGUUUCUUAUAUAAAAUGGGGAGAAUAGUGUUUACCUUAUACUUUUAUCUAAGCAUCAAUGAAGUGGCUUUAAAACUUUUAGCACAGUGUGUGACCCUUGGGUAGGUACUUAGUAAAUAUCAGCCAAAUCAACUCUUAAUUAUUAAUGAACACUUUGAAAAGGAAAAAGGGGGAGCAUAAGGAGGGUGAUAAUAAACAGAUUAAUUAUAUAUGUAUGUAAAAUAGAUUGUUAGGCAGGGAUGUCUUGAGGAUUAUUAUUAAUAUGAUAGCGACCCUGUUGCUAAGUGCAAAAGCAAAACAAUGACAUAAAAACAAGUGCGCUCAGUACUAAGUAGAGGAGAGAGAUGAAGACAGACACUGCAGGGGAAAAAAGCUGAUUAAAAUGGGUCCUUUGAUUCCACAGGCACAAAAAUCCACAGCCAGGAAUUUGCUGCCACCUCUGAGUCAGGCAGGGGGUGGAAGUGGGGUGCACAAUCCCAUUUGUAGAGAAUACCCAGUAGAUGUAGGCUGUGAGAGUCACAUUUCUUAUUUGGACCAGCAUAGACAGAAGCAAACCAAGCUCACUUAUUUCCUGGAACAGUUGAGUUAGGGGAUGGCUUAUGCACAGCAUUCACCGCUGACCCCUCACCGCCGGGACCUGUGUAGCCGCUCUAUCUGGCUAGCAAGGAAGAUUCGUUCAGACCUGACUGCUCUUACGGAAUCUUACGUGAAGCAUCAGGGCCUAAACAGGAACAUCAACCUGGACUCUGUGGAUGGUGUGCCGAUGGCAAGCACUGAUCGGUGGAAUGAGCUGAAUGAGGCGGAGCGACUUCAAGAGAACCUGCAGGCUUAUCGUACUUUCCAUGUUAUGUUGGCCAGGCUUUUAGAAGACCAGCGAGUGCAUUUCACCCCAUCUGAAGGUGACUUCCAUCAAGCUAUCCAUACCCUUCUACUCCAAGUUGCUGCCUUUGCUUACCAGUUGGAAGAGUUAAUGGUGCUCCUGGAACACAAGAUCCCCCCCAAUGAAGCUGAUGGGAUGCCUAUUGUUGGAGAUGGCGGUCUCUUUGAAAAGAAGCUUUGGGGCCUAAAGGUGCUACAGGAACUUUCACAGUGGACAGUGAGGUCCAUCCAUGACCUUCGAGUCAUUUCUUCUCAUCAGACUGGGAAUCCAGUGCAUGAGAGCCAUUUUAUUCAGGAUGACAAGAAAAAGUAGCAGUUAGCCAUCUCUCUCCCUUGUUUUCUGAUGUAAUAUAAAUAGUUCUGUGGGACCUUACUUUCUAAUCUUAAGUUUUUGAAAACCUUAACCACAGGCAUUUUCAUCCAGUAGGGUUAAGGCAGGGACAAAAUGAGCAUAUGGGUUUAGUCUGUGAUGGGUGAGUGUGUGCUGAGGGUAUAAAGGAGUAGAAGGGAGAAAGAUAAUACUCCACCUCAGUGCUCUGAUCUUUGUACUCACUAAGUAACUUUUAACCACCUCACAGACAAGAGAUAUUUUAACUCUAGUUCUGGAUGACUCUUCUGGGACACUAACAUUUACUGAGUACUAUGUUGAGGUAGUGUGCCAGGAGCUUUAUAUAUAUUAUGUGUAACUUUUACAACAGCCUUGUGAAGAAAGUGAUGCUAUUCCCAUUUGCACCCAUUUGGCAGAUAAGAAAGGCUCACACAGACUUAGUUAAGGUCACACAGAUAACAGGUGAUACACCAAAUUUGAACCCAAGUCUUUCGCAUUAUAAAGCCUAUGUGCUUUUAGAGGUCUGGUUAUGAACCUCUGUCCCUGUACCUUGUCACAGAAGAUUCGAAAAUAUGUUCAUGUAAUCUGUUCCCAGCACUGAGAAACAACUCAGUGCCUACCCUCAUAAAUCAGUAACAAAUGUUAGUGUUAAAGACAGUAUUUGCUGCCUAUACUUGGCUGUCUUAAGAUUCCAUUGGGGAAAAGAUUAGGCCUACCAAAUAUCUGAACCUCGGAAGCUGGGGAUAUGCAGUAAUUUAACCUGGCUUCAAGUGUCCACUAACAUUCUUGAAUAUUGAGUAAGGCAGUUUAUACCAGCUUUCCUCAGAUUCAUUAUAAUGAGCAAUACAGUGAUAUAGACAUUGUAACCCAGUCAUUCAUAGACAGUGGGUAGAAUGCUAUGGUUAAAAAGUCACAAAAUUCUACCACAUAUUCUCUGGACUUAAUCAUAAGGAGAGGGUGAGGCCCAUUUCUUUUCCGCUGGGGUUGCCAAAGAUUUUGAAAGAUGAAAAGCCUUCUUGCUUCACAGCAAAGUGGCAAGAACAGAAUUGCCCUGCACCAAAACGCUAUGUUAGUAUCUUUUAACAACAAAGUGUUAAAUGUUCUUGUGAGAUCCACAUGUAGUACCAAAGGCUAGUAGAUAUGAGUGUUACUGGAAAAGGUCAUUUGCAGCAAGGUCUAUGUACUAGUGGUACACUGAAGAAGUUCUCAAAUGUUUCAUUUAUUUUACACUUAACUCAUUUAAACUCAGGUUCUUGGAUUAAGAACCAAAAUUAAUUUAAUUAGUGGAGGCUUCCAUAUUAUAUGAACCUGAGCCAGAGAGGGCUAGAUGACAGCUUGUAUCUUCCUACAUGGUUCAUUACCAGAGAUCUAUGAAAUCAGUAUUAUAAGAACACUCUGGGCAUGGAGGUGUGAUAGUUCAGAGGAAGUAAGGCCCUGAUUGUUCGUGUGCCUUUAUGGAAAUAUGGGGGAGAGGGGAAUACAUACAUAGUUGGAAUUGUAAGGCACAGGUUUGAGUGUUAGGCAGUUAAAGGAAGGUCAGUAACGGCUAAAUAUAGUUUAGGAGGGGAUAGGGGCAGUGUCUCAAAAGUUGGCUGAAUACAAAAGAGAAAUCAGGAAAGGAACAGGAACAAGGCGCUUGUUUAGAAAUAGUUAGGCAAUAAUAAACAUUUGGGUCUAGCUACCACUAGAAGCUUGUUUGGUUUUAUUUUAGAAUUUUGGUACAGGUAUAUAAUUAGCUAUUGAAUGCAUAUAGGCUUGUUUCAGUUAAACUUUCUUACUUAAAAUUUCUCUGCUUAACAGUAUCAUUUUCUAUUGAUAAAAUACUUAUUACUGUGAAGCUCUUAGGUUUAUGUAGAUAAUGCUUUUGUUAAGAAAGAUGUGACAGAGGGACCAGCAGUUAGCGUAAUAGCUAUGUUGCUGAAUUCCCCUGUAGUCGACCGCAGUUCGAGUCCUAGACCCGGUGGCU